AUGCACUUCUCUCAGAGGCAUAUUUCUGUUAAUAUUAAUGUUAGGGAGCAAGAGUCGUCAUGGACCUUUACAAGGUUUUAUGGUAAUCCUAACCGGGCCCUCCGUGAAGACUCAUGGUCUCUUCUUUCCUAUUUGAGUUCACUGAGUAAAGGCGCAUGGUUAUGCAUGGGAGACUUCAAUGAAAUUGUUGAUCUCAGUGAAAAAUAUGGAGGUGCAGUGAGAAAUGAAGAUCAAAUGGAACGGUUUCGGUCUACCCUUGAAGAGUGUAAUAUGGGAGACUUGGGUUACAAAGGGUCAAAAUACACCUGGGUUAAUAAUAUAGAGUCUGCCGAGUUCAUUAAGGAGAGGCUGGACCGGGCAAUUGCAACCCCGAGCUGGUGUGAAGCCUUCCCGAAUGCAAUUGUUAAAGUUCUCCCUGUAAGUAAUUCAGAUCAUAAGCCGUUAUUGUUGACUUUUGAUGUGACCUACAAAAAACCUCCUCGACUCUUUAGAUAUGAAGCAAAGUGGAAUUUGGAUGAGGAUUGUCACAAGGUGAUCCAGCAGACUUGGAAUGAGAAUGUUUCGAGUGGGAACUCCAUGACAGAUGUGCUUCAAAGUCUUAAUAAAAGUAAGGCUUCACUCAAUGGCUGGAGAAGGGCUAAAUUUGGUUCCACAACCAGAACCAUUAAUUCCCUAAACACUAGACUAGAAAGGUUACAGAGGCAGGAGCUCCCAAGGAUUUUGGCUACCAUUAAACGGGUUCAAGGAGAUCUCAAUAAACUUCUUGACAUGGAGGAUAUGAAAUGGCGCCAACGCACAAAAAGAAACUGGUUUAAUAAUGGGGAUCGCAAUACGGAGUACUUCCAUGCUUGGGCCUAUCAACGUCAUCGAUCUAAUUUUAUUGGAUCAAUACAAGACUUGGAAGGGCAUGUAUGGAACCAGCCAGAAGAAGUGGGGCGAGCUUUUACCCGGUUUUUCAAAAUCUCUUCAAAUCCGAGGGAGUGGAAGUUAUGGUUUUACUCUUCCUUGUACUACCGAAGUCAAAAUGGUGAUUUGAAGGCAUAUGAUAGGGUGGAGUGGCCUUUUCUUGAGGCUAUGAUGCGGACUAUGGGAUUUGAAGAAAUAUGGAUUUCCCUCAUUAUGGAUUGUGUUAGAAGUGUGACUUAUUCAGUCUUGGUUAAUGGCCAGUCGUAUGGGAAGAUCUCUCCCUCUUGUGGGUUGCGUCCAGGGGACCUUUUGUCACCCUAUCUAUUUUUAAUUGUAGCGGAGGGAUUGAGCUCUUUAAUGGCAAAAGCAGAAGCAGAAAAGCACAUUACUGGAGUUCCAAUUGCAGUAAGUGGUUUUCAGUUGAGCCACUUAUUUUUUGCGAAUGAUUCACUCCUCUUAUGCAGGGCAAAUUUUAUGGAAUGGAUAAACCUUUUUCAAGUGUUACAAACCUAUGAAAAAGCUUCAGGUCAGCAACUGAAUGCGGCAAAAACCUUCAUUUUCUUUAGUAGAAACACUCGAGCAGAAUUUCAAGGUUUUAUCCGGAAUACAGCAGGGGCUACUAUUACAACUAGAUUUGAGAAAUACCUGGGCCUUCCAGCAAUGGUGGACAGAUCAAAGAGGCAAACCUUUGCUAGUAUUUGUGGUAAGGUGAAGGCUAAAGUGGAUGGGUGGAAGGAGAAGUUCCUUUCCCAGGUGGUAAAGGAAAUUUUAAUAAAAGCGGUAGUCCAAGCUUUACCUACUUAUUGCAUGAGUGUGUUCUGGCAGCUGCAAUCUUUAUGCAAGUCCCUCAAUUCUAUCAUGAGCCGGUUUUGGUGGGGUCAUAAAUCCAAUCAAGGGCGAGUCCAUUGGAUGAGGUGGGAGCGACUGGGUACUCCAAAAAAUAGGGGAGUAAUGGGAUUUAGAGACCUAGAGAUAUUUAAUUUGGCUUUGCUCGCAAAACAAGGUUGGCGUUCACUCUCUAAUCCUUCUACUUUAGUGGCACAUAUAAUGAAAGAAAAGUACUACCCACGGGUAGAUUUUAUGGAGGCUCAGUUAGGAAGAAGGCCUUCCUUUGUUUGGAGUAGUAUUAUAAAGGCAAGGCCUCUUGUGCAAAAUGGGUGGGGUGGAGAGGUAAGUUUGUUGAUUGAUCCUUUAACUAGAUGGUGGAACUUAGACCUGGUGCGUGAUAUCUUUGAUCCUAGAGAAGCGGCGAGAAUUGGAAGUGUUAUGCUUAGCCCUUUGAACCAGAAGGAUAAGCUUAUUUGGAGAGGUACAACAAUAGGUACUUUUACUGUGAGAAAUGCCAAUCACAUGGCAAUGAAUAGGCUGGCUCAAAGUAAAGGAGAGGGGUCGGGUGCUAACAACCAUGUGGAGGUUAUGGCUGCAGCUAAAGCAUCUGUGGAAGGAUUUAAUCUUGCAACCAACAGUGCUGAAGCUUCUCCUAGAGCCAUGCAAUUGCCUCAACCAAAGUGGAAAAAGGCCCAGGAAAGUACUUGGAAGAUCAACUAG
This is a messenger RNA of Alnus glutinosa, 2454 nucleotides long. RefSeq lists its product as uncharacterized. The transcript has 4 exons. Lineage: Eukaryota; Viridiplantae; Streptophyta; Magnoliopsida; Fagales; Betulaceae. The record is from RefSeq and is a predicted model, not a curated record. The coding region runs from base 1 to 2454 and encodes 817 amino acids.